CCCUAAAAUGAGAGAGAGAAAAACAACGAACUUUGGAAUGACAAAAAUGGCUCUCAAAAGGUAUUUGUCAUUGAAAAACAUAAUCCCAAGCUGCAUAAAACCCCAAUCUUCAUGCCCAAAAGUUCAUGCUUCAAAGCAGAGUCCGAGCCAGAGAUUAUCACUAAAUGAGUUUAGCCACACAGGGUCUCCAUUGUCAUUGACCGAUCUCUCGAACUCCCUCAUCAGCCUCCAUGUCUUCACGUUCAAGGAACUAGAGUUGAUAACUCACAGAUUCUCCAAGUGUAAUUUUCUUGGUGAAGGUGGAUUUGGACCUGUUUACAAAGGGUUCAUAGAUGACAAUCUCAGGCCUGGCUUGAAAGCUCGAUCUGUUGCAGUCAAGGUGCUUGAUUUGGAUGGCACUCAAGGCCACAGGGAAUGGCUGGCUGAAGUUAUCUUUUUGGGGCAAUUGAAGCACCCUCACCUGGUGAACUUGAUUGGGUAUUGCUAUGAAGAUGAACAUAGGCUUCUGGUUUAUGAAUACAUGGAAAGAGGCAAUUUGGAGGAUAAGUUGUUUAAAAGGGAUGGUCCGCCGUUGCCUUGGCUGACGAGAUUGAAAAUUGCUCUUGGAACUGCAAAAGGGUUGGCAUUUCUACAUGAAGAGGAGAAGCCUGUCAUUUACAGGGAUUUCAAAACCUCAAACAUCUUAUUAGACAUGGCUUAUAAUGCAAAGGUCUCGGAUUUCGGAUUGGCGACCGACGGACCGGAAGGCGAAAAAUCGCAUGUUACAACUGCAGUCAUGGGCACGGAAGGCUAUGCUGCUCCUGAAUACAUUACCACCGGGCAUUUGACGACUAUGAGCGAUGUGUUCAGCUUCGGAGUUGUGCUGUUAGAAUUGUUGACGGGUCUGAAAUCGGUCGACAAGUCGCGACCUGGUCGAGAAAAGAACCUUGUGGAAUGGGCGAGGCCUGUUUUGAAGGACCCUUACAAACUUGAUGCAAUAAUGGACCCUAGACUUGAAGGGCAGUACUCAACUGAAGGGGUUAAGAAGGCGGCUGCAUUGGCUUAUCAGUGUCUAAGCAACCACCCCAAGUCUAGACUAACUAUGAGCAAUGUGGUCAAGGCUUUAGAGCCUCUCCUCGACUUAACCGACAUCCCGGCCGGACCCUUUGUGUAUCGAGUUCCGGCCGACGAUAAUAGCGAACCCGUCAUUCGGAAGAUCGAACAACGAGAGGAAGAGCUACAAAUCGUGAAAAAGGAAGAAAAGAAAGAGAAAAGACGAUUGGCACGCCGAAAAAUUCGACGUAUUCGAGUCCGAGUUAAGCCAUCGAGGUCUCGAGUCGUCUAUUCGGACACUGAUUUGUACAAGGCUUUAGGGUCUAGUUUAUACGCUCCCAAGCACUAGAAACAAUCUAGACAAACAUACCCAGCAAACAAGCAUACUUUAAACAUUUGAAGUUUCUCUUC
Molecule: messenger RNA, 1443 nt
Organism: Hibiscus syriacus
Lineage: Eukaryota; Viridiplantae; Streptophyta; Magnoliopsida; Malvales; Malvaceae
Product: putative receptor-like protein kinase At1g72540
Exons: 5
Coding region: 8-1381 (457 amino acids)
Biological process (GO): protein phosphorylation
Molecular function (GO): protein kinase activity; ATP binding
Source: RefSeq, a predicted model, not a curated record